AGGGAGAGCCAGCAAAGAGCUGGCUUGUGCAUGAGGAAGGCUGAACAGCAGAAUCAGGGUGAGAUCUGAUGGGUGUUUGGGAAGCUGGAAAACAGGAUUUGCUGGGCGAGCUGGCUGGGGACGAUAUGAGAAAGGCUUUUGGAGGUUUCCCUUAGGUGAUUUUCAUCAGUGGAAACUUUGCGUCACACAGAACUCCUUACUGAGGUCUCACAUCUGAAAACAUCUUCUGAAGAAGGCUUUGGACUUCACCUUAAGAAAGACAGAUUUCCACUUUAGACACCACGUCAUUUUCCUUCCUGUGAGAAUAACAUGAACCAGAAGGUGUUAGUUUUCCUUCUCCCAAAUUUUGUAUUUGGGCUAUUUCUUUUUGGGUUUUUCUGUAGGAGACAAAAAAAUCUAACAGAUGCUUUUCCCAAUCCUACUGAAAAUUGGCUGGCAAUUCAAAAUGGUCGGAAAACCACACUGGCUUCUGUCUGCCUGAAGAAUAACCUUGAUAAACCAAGAAGCAAAUUGGAUUCUCGUGUUGCAAACCAGCUUUUUGUGGAGCACAAGCAUAAAUUUAUCUACUGUGAGGUGCCUAAGGUAGGCUGCUCCAACUGGAAGAGAACUAUUUUUCUUCUUCAAUCAGACUUGAAUGCAGAAGCUUCUGAAAUUGAGCAUGACAACAUCCACCAUACCUCACUAAUCAAAAGGCUGGUGUCUUACCCUCCCGCCUUACAAAAGGAAUUUCUAAGCAAUUACACCAAAGUGAUGUUCACCAGACAUCCCUUUGAACGGCUGGUUUCAGCUUACAGAGACAAACUCCUGCACUCUGAACCAUUCUACAGUACCACUAUUGCUAAUGAGAUUAGGGCAAUGUUCAGGAAAAACAAAAAUUCUCCUGAAAAAGUGAGUUUCCAGGAGUUUGUCAACUUCAUUAUUGCAAAACCACCACAUACUCUUGACAUUCACUGGAAACCAAUGUUUCUGCUCUGUGAUCCUUGCAACAUUCACUAUGAUAUUGUGGGUAAGUAUGAAACUCUUGGGUUGGACUCUCAGCAUGUUCUGAAUGUCAUUGGUGCACCAGAGAGCCUGCAAUACCCCAGCUUGAAGAGAUAUGGCUCAGAGAAAAGAACUGAUGGUGAUAUCACCUUAGAGUACCUCAGACAACUGACCUCAGAACAAAUUGAGAAGAUCAAAAAAUUGUAUGAAAUGGAUUUUUUUUUGUUCAACUACACUAUGAAAUAUGAGGACUAUUUUUCCCAGAAUGACUAAUGUAGGUUAAACAAAGAGCAGUUUUCUUUGUACAAAACGGGCGGAUCUUGUCCUCACAGGUGCUUGAUAGGUGGGUUGUGACUGCUGCUGAGGUUAUCCUGGAGUUUGUAGAUAUGGUUUAUCAUUCUAAGGACUCUUAUGUAAAAUCCUUGCCAUGAUCUCUUGUUCCAUGCAGACCCUUACCUAUUAAAAUCAUUGUCUUCCUA
Onychostruthus taczanowskii (white-rumped snowfinch) is the source of this 1460-nucleotide messenger RNA. RefSeq names its product carbohydrate sulfotransferase 8-like. The transcript is spliced from 4 exons. Bases 310 to 1254 code for a protein of 314 amino acids. Lineage: Eukaryota; Metazoa; Chordata; Aves; Passeriformes; Passeridae. The record is from RefSeq and is a predicted model, not a curated record. Gene Ontology annotation, molecular function: sulfotransferase activity. Gene Ontology annotation, biological process: carbohydrate biosynthetic process; proteoglycan biosynthetic process. Gene Ontology annotation, cellular component: membrane.